This is a messenger RNA of Penicillium daleae, 2436 nucleotides long. Its product is annotated as NCBP1 family protein. Gene Ontology annotation, molecular function: RNA cap binding; mRNA binding. NCBI's taxonomy places the organism in Eukaryota, Fungi, Ascomycota, Eurotiomycetes, Eurotiales, Aspergillaceae. The transcript has 8 exons. Gene Ontology annotation, cellular component: nucleus; nuclear cap binding complex. Bases 1 to 2436 code for a protein of 811 amino acids. The record is from RefSeq and is a predicted model, not a curated record. Gene Ontology annotation, biological process: nuclear-transcribed mRNA catabolic process, nonsense-mediated decay; mRNA export from nucleus.
AUGGCCGACUACGAGCGCCGGAACAAUGGCCACCGGGGCGGUGGUGGAGGCGGACGCAAGCGCCGUUAUCGAGACGAUGAGGACUAUGAUCGCCGCCCUCAGCGACGGAGAUAUGAGGAGCCUCUGUUUGUGCAAGUCCGUCGGCAGCUUCUGACUAUUGCGGAAUCGGCUGCUCGCAGAGUCGAGGAUGAUGUUGUGGGGAUCGCGAAAACUGUGGCUGAAAACUACGAGGAUGAGGAGCUCCGCGACACCUUGAUCAACAUUUCCCUUGACCUCGUCCUGGAACAACCGAUGAAAAUCCCCUUCGUUGCUGCGACAGCCCUUUUUACGUAUAACAGCAAGCCUGAGCUGGGAACGGAACUUUUGAACAAGGCGGCUGGGGCUUUGCAGAAAUACAUUGAUUCUGGAUCAUGGCGCGAGGUCAAGCUUCUCGUCCGCUUCCUGGGAUGUUUACAGCCACUGUUCGAGGGUGAGGGUAUCUUUACGCUCUUGGAGGAGCUCUUUGCUCGCGCGGUCGAUCUUCAGACCGCAUCCUCGGAGGACUUGCUCGGCUUGGAGCUUGUCAAAAUCAUCCUCUUCACCAUUCCCUACGUAAUGGCAUCCCCCGCCACUGGUUUCGAAUCUCAAGCUUCCGCACUUCUCGAGAAGACCGACAUCAUUGCCUCUACCCCCACGCCCUGGUGGACUUGUUUGAUCAGUGUUCUCCAGAGUCAGCUUCAAGGUGAAUCCAGCAAAGGAUGGGAGUUGAAGUGCCUGCCUCGUCCAUGGAAGGAUGCACGGGAACCAGAGGGUGACGAGCCAAAGCCUUUCGAGGUCGUGGCCAAGGUCGCUUUCCCGCAGAUCACCGUCCCGAACCCGGUGCCGUAUGGCUCCCGAGCUCUCUUCCCAGAGGUCUACCUCUCGGUCUAUGCCGGACAGGAGGUCGAUACCGUGCCUCCCGUUUCGGACAUCGCCACCUCUCUCAUGAGAGAUGCAUUGGUGGAUACCCUCAACCUUCUUGACUUCAACCGUGUCGCUACGGCUAAGUACCUUAUCGACGUGGAUUGCUAUUACACCCGUAACACCUUCGUCAAGCGUGCUACACCAUUUGACCGCAUGCGUGAGAUGGCGGGUGAUAACACAUCGUGGAAGCCCGAGGAUGUUGCGGUAGAUGCCGUUUUCUCACAGUUGUUCCAACUUCCUACGCCGGAACACAAGCUUGUAUACUAUCACUCUGUUCUGACUGAGUGCUGCAAGAUCGCCCCUGCAGCUAUUGCGCCAAGCUUGGGCCGUGCUAUUCGGUUCCUGUACAACAACCUGGAGACCAUGGACUUGGAGCUGAGCAACCGGUUCCUGGAUUGGUUUGCUCAUCAUUUGAGUAAUUUUGGUUUCACCUGGAAGUGGAGCGAGUGGGUCGAUAACCUCGAGCUUCCUCCCAUUCAUCCUAGGAUGGCAUUCAUUAAUGGAGCACUGGACAAGGAAAUCCGACUGAGCUUCGCACAGCGUAUUAAGGGUACUCUGCCCGAGCCUUACUUGCCUUUGAUCACAGAAAGCAAGGAGAAGGAUACACCCGAGUUCAAAUAUUCCUCCGAAGCAACCCCGUAUUCCAAGGAAGGACAAGAGCUCAUGCAGCUCAUUCGCAAGAAGGCCAACGACGAUGAGCUCCAGCCCAACAUUGCCGCCAUCGAGGAGCAAGCGCAGGGCCUGGGUGUGGAAGACCCCAAGGUUCCCUCUACAGACGCCCUCGUUACUUCCAUCUGCUUCGUGGGCUCCAAGUCUCUAUCACACGUUCUGUCCUGCAUCGAGCGCAACAAGGACCGCCUGCUUGCCAUUGGCGCGGCCUCUGAGAAGGCCCGCUUGCAAAUAAUCACCUCAGUCAUGGAGUACUGGGCUGACCAGCCGGGCAUUGCCAUCAACAUUGUCGACAAGCUGCUCAACUACACUAUUAUCAGCCCUCUUUCUGUGCUGGAGUGGGCCCUCACUGAGCACAUUGCCGCUGGCGCCAUCCUCUCCAAAUCCCACAUCUACGAGAUGAUCUCCGCCACCGUUGGCAAGGUCACAACCCGUAUGCGCCAGAUUGUCGCUGCUCGUGUCCAGAAGGGUCUGUACGAGCCACAGCUCAGCGUUCUCGAGGAGACUCUGUCCCGUGAACGCGUCGAGAUGAAAAAUCUCUUCAAGUUCAUCGAGGAUUCUGUCGUCUCCGUCGCCUCCGGCAGCAAUGACGAGCUCAUGGAGCGUGGGGAUGGGUCUGGUGAUAUGCCCGAAGAUGCCAUUCUCCGCCAAUGGGGCCGCCGCUGGCUGCGUGUCUUCCGCCGAAAGGCUGCUGUGGAGGACGCCUUUAUCUCCGAUGCGCUAAUCAAUGCCACCCCGGUGGGCACUCACGCCCCGACGCGUGAGGAUCCCGCGGAUACCGCGGCUGACGGAGACAUUCACAUUGCCGAUGCAGAUGAGCAAUGA